UGGCGAUGGGUGGUGCGCUGUGUCCCUCGGACACAGCGCAUCACCGAUCGACAGAAAGAGCCAUUCAUGUGAUCAGCUGUGUCCAAUCACAGCUGAAUGCAUGGGACAUGUACACUGAUCAUCAGGGCACUGAUGAUCAGUGUGCCAGGAUGAUCUGUGUAGCCCCAGUAUUGCCACCUGUCAGUGUCCAUCAAUGCCACCUGCCAGUGCCCAUCAGUGCCACAUCAAUGCCACAUAUCAAUGCCUACCAGAGCACAUCAAUGCCACAUAUCAGUGCCCAUCUGAGCUGACUUUUAGUGUCACCCAUCAGUGCCAGUCAGUGCCACCUAUCAAUGCUGCCAAUCAGUGCCACCUAUCAGUGCUGCCAAUCAGUGCCACCUAUCAGUGUGCAUCAGUGCUACCUAUCAGUGCCCGUCAGUGCUGCCUAACAGUGCCAGUCAGAGCCACCUAACAGUGCCAAUCAGUG
This is a messenger RNA of Staurois parvus, 466 nucleotides long. NCBI's taxonomy places the organism in Eukaryota, Metazoa, Chordata, Amphibia, Anura, Ranidae. The record is from the annotation of a GenBank genome assembly.